Messenger RNA from Oncorhynchus keta (chum salmon), 7744 nucleotides. RefSeq names its product ubiquitin specific peptidase 36 (gene usp36). The record is from RefSeq and is a predicted model, not a curated record. The transcript is spliced from 20 exons. NCBI's taxonomy places the organism in Eukaryota, Metazoa, Chordata, Actinopteri, Salmoniformes, Salmonidae. Gene Ontology annotation, cellular component: cytosol; nucleus. Gene Ontology annotation, molecular function: cysteine-type endopeptidase activity; cysteine-type deubiquitinase activity. Bases 158 to 3676 code for a protein of 1172 amino acids. Gene Ontology annotation, biological process: regulation of apoptotic process; protein deubiquitination.
UGGCUUCACAAAUCUGUCAGUCACGCUUGCCCACACCCUCUCAGAAUGCAGCAUGGGGGAAAGAAUGUAACACAAUUAAGGAACUGUAGCCAGACAGUGUCUUUAUCGCCAAACAGUCGUCGUUUUCGGAUGAUUGAACUUAAGUGAUGCUCAAACGAUGCCUAUAGUGGACAAGCUCAAGGAGGCCCUGAAGCCCGGCCGGAAGGACUCCUCGGCGGGCGACGAUAGCGACCUCGAUAAGCUGCUGGCCUCCUCGGCCAAGAAGGUCCUGUUGCAGAAGAUUGAGUUUGAGCCGGCCAGCAAAGGCUUCUCCUAUCAGCUGGACAGUCUCAAGACCAAAUAUGUGAUCCUCAACCCACGCGGCAGUGAGGGGGCCACGUCGGGUCAGAGGGCCAGCACAGAGCCCGCUCAGAUCAAGAGGCAAGUUUCAGACAACCAGUGUGGGGGCCAGAGUGAUGGGAUCCCCGCCCCGCAGAAGAUGCUCUUCCCUGGGAACAGACUCUCCAUGCGUUGGGAGCGUGUCUACCGGGUGGGAGCCGGCCUCCACAACCUGGGCAACACCUGCUUCCUUAACUCCACCGUGCAGUGUCUCACCUACACACCGCCCCUGGCAAACUAUCUCCUCUCCAAGGAGCACAGUCGUGCCUGUCACCAGUCGGGUUUCUGUAUGAUUUGUAUAAUGCAGAACCACAUCAUCCAAGCCUUUGCCAACACAGGAAAUGCCAUCAAGCCUGUCUCCUUCAUCCGAGACCUAAAAAAAAUUGCCAGGCACUUUCGGUUCGGUAGCCAGGAAGACGCCCAUGAAUUCUUACGCUACACCAUCGAUGCCAUGCAGAAAGCCUGUCUGAACAGCUACCCCAAGUUAGACCGGACGACACAGGCCACCACAUUGGUCCACCAGAUAUUUGGCGGUUACCUCAGGUCGCGAGUUAAGUGUUCCGUUUGCAAAAGUGUGUCUGACACGUACGACCCUUACUUGGACAUCGCUGUGGAGAUUCGACAAGCAGCAAAUAUCGUCCGAGCCCUGGAGCUCUUUGUCAAGCCCGACGUGUUGAGUGGAGAGAACGCCUACAUGUGUGCCAAGUGUAAGAAGAAAGUUCCGGCAACAAAGCGAUUCACAGUCCACCGAACGUCCAAUGUUCUGACCCUGUCUCUCAAGAGGUUUGCCAACUUCAGUGGAGGAAAAAUCACCAAGGACGUUGGCUACCCAGAGUUCCUGAACAUCCGCCCCUACAUGUCUCAGAGCACAGGGGACCCGGUCAUGUAUGGCCUCUAUGCUGUCCUGGUGCAUUCUGGGUACAGCUGUCAUGCUGGCCACUACUACUGCUAUGUCAAGGCCAGCAAUGGGCAAUGGUACCAGAUGAAUGACUCGAUGGUCCAUUCCAGUAACAUCAAAGUAGUCUUGAAUCAGCAAGCCUACGUUCUAUUCUACCUGAGGAUCCCAGAGACCAAGAAGAACGUGGAUGGCCAGAUCACCAAGCAGGGAAUGGGGAAGAACGUAGCGACGUCAGAGCAGUUCAGGAAGACCAACCUCAACAGACCCCUGUCCUCUCCGCAGGUCACCAAGGUAUGGGACAGGCUGGCAGAACGGUCCGUCAUCAGAAUGUUUGAAAGCAAUACGAAACUGGACCCUUUCCAGCUGCGUAAGAUUCAGUCCGUAGAGGGCGGCCUGGGCAUACCCGUGUCUAGGAACGGCGCCAUCUCCCAGCAGCCCAACAAGAUGUCUAACGGGACGUCGUCCUCCUCCCACGCACCCACCAGGAUACCCAGUGGACCCAUGCUGAUCGAGGAGCCCUUCAAGAAGCUGAAGAAGCCCUGUCCUCCUCAGCAGCCCCAGGCGCGCAGCAGCACCCCCGCCCCCUCCAACGGUGUGGGCGGCAGGUCGGACGGCGGAGACCGGAGGCACGGGAACCAAGGGGCCAGGGGCCUGGCCGCAUCUACCUCACUCAAGUCCCUGUCAGACUCCUCCUCGGCAGACACCUCCGACUCAAAGGAUUCCAUGGGUACCAAAAGUGCGCCGGUUGGUGGGACGUCCACCCCCCCUAGGAAUGUCUCGAACGGCAUGGCCUCCCCUGCCAAGAGUGUGGAGCGCGUGGGCACGGAGGGGCAGAAGACAGUCAAGCUAAAACCCCUGGCCCUCAACAACAUCACAUCUUCACCCACCGGCACCACAUCUCCCCCACCCGCCAAGAAAUUGGCCCUGUCGGCCAAGAAGGCCAGUCGCAGCCGGAGUCCGAGCAGCACUGAGGCUCAACACCCCCACCUGCCACGCCAUCCGUCCAGUGACCGCACGCAUCCUGCUCAACUUAACCUCACCUUCACCUCACCCACUCACAGUCACAGGGUUGGUCCAUUCCAUUCACCCAAACUGCAAUCUCCACCUGCAGCCCACCAUGUCCACUCAGGCAUCCCAUCUAAGCAUCAGAGUCCCCAGAAAUCAAACUCCACCCUCUCUCCAAAACCCAAUGGGCUUCAGACCCACCUUCCAAAGAGCCCUAAACCUACCGAGACCCCCAGUCUGUCAGAGCCUGGCCCAAGCAGUUCCGCCGCCACCUUAAAGAAGAAAAAUAAGAAACGGCGUCACUCUGAGAUGGAAGGCGGAGAGCGAGAGCCAGCACUGGCCUCCGUCAUCCCAGACAUCCCCGCUGAGCCCAAACUGAUCGAACAGGCCAGUGAGAGGAAGAGGCGGAAAAGGAGAAAGAAGAGGAAGAGGGAGGAAGAGGAUGGAGAUGCAGCCGUGAACCACAGGGAAAGGGUUCAGUCUCAUCUGGAGGCUUCACCGCCGGCACAAGAGGAGGACUGGUGUCAGGGAGGAUCAUGGAGACUCAGCCCCCCUGACCAAAGAGCCCUGGAACAACCAAAGCUGCCCCAUCCCCAGCCUAAGAGUAAGCUCCAGUUGGUUCCAGUGGUUCUCCAGUGUGAUGCGAAUCAAGGAGAGCAGAGUAUGGACACUGCGACGAUGAUGAAGAGGAGGAGGAGGAGGAAGAAAAGGAGAUUGGAGGAGGGACCGGAGGAAGCAACAUUAACACGUUCUGUUUCAGAAAGUUCUGGGACGAAGGACAAGGUUGUUGAAAACGGCGCUAGGGGUUCUACUGCCCCAAAGAAGUUAAAGAAGCGCAGGCUAAAAGAAGAGGUGAAACAUUGGGAGGAAAGCAGACGUUGUUGCUCCGGCGACCAGAGGAGCGACACUGACGCAGCGGAGGCCCUUCCCAAGAGGGGCACCGUGGAGAGCACCGCUGGAGUGAUCGUGUGGGACAGCCAGGUUAAGGAUGGCUACAAGCGCUCCAAGGCCCCCGCUGCAGAAGCAGUAGAGGGUGGUCCUGGGGAUGUCCCCCACCCAGCCCCCAUGGUCUGGGAUGGCAAGAGGAGUGGUGGAGUGGUUGAGGAGCUCCUGAAGAACUCUUUGGACAAAGCCUAUGGAACCCAAGUCCUCAGCUGGGAGGGAGAGGCAUCUGCCAUCAGUAGGGAUGCCAUUGACGACACCCGCGAUGCCAGAACCGACAUGGUGAUUGACGAGUGGGAUGAGGACUUUGACAGUGGAAAGGUGAAGAAAAUGAAAAAGUACAAGCGAGAGAAGAGGAGGAGCGGCAAUAUCUUCCAGAAGAUCCAGGACCGGCGGAGCAUGUGGUCGGUCACACCCGGCGCCAAGAAGACCGGCUUUGGAUACCGUCACUGAGAGCCAACCAGAAUGGAUGUUUGGAUACAGUCACUGAGAGCCAACCAGAAUGGAUGUUUGGAUACCGUCACUGAGAGCCAACCAGAAUGGAUGUUUGAAUACAGUCACUGAGAGCCAGAAUGGAUGUUUGGAUACAGUCACUGAGAGCCAACCAGAAUGGAUGUUUGGAUACAGUCACUGAGAGCCAGAAUGGAUGUUUGGAUACAGUCACUGAGAGCCAGAAUGGAUGUUUGGAUACAGUCACUGAGAGCCAACCAGAAUGGAUGUUUGGAUACAGUCACUGAGAGCCAACCAGAAUGGAUGUUUGGAUACAGUCACUGAGAGCCAACCAGAAUGGAUGUUUGGAUACAGUCACUGAGAGCCAACCAGAAUGGAUGUUUGGAUACCGUCACUGAGAGCCAACCAGAAUGGAUGUUUGGAUACAGUCACUGAGAGCCAGAAUGGAUGUUUGGAUACAGUCACUGAGAGCCAGAAUGGAUGUUUGGAUACAGUCACUGAGAGCCAGAAUGGAUGUUUGGAUACAGUCACUGAGAGCCAACCAGAAUGGAUGUUUGGAUACCGUCACUGAGAGCCAACCAGAAUGGAUGUUUGGCCACAUACAGUACAACCGAACUGGAGUGACGACACGUGACACCACUGUAACAAUGUGAAUCUUUUUUUAAUUGCUUGGCGGUUCCAUACCCUGAUACCCUGCAAUACGAGAGACCAUGGCCAGUUGACAGAACAACACAUCUUUGAUCUGUGCUGGUCUCUUCACUAUAGAACUUACCGCAAGUCUUCCUUUGAUGACCGAGUCUGGUGAGCUGACCAACAUGGGCUGUGAUGUUACCACCAUCAGCCAGGGUUCAGCAACAGGGUUCAGCAACAGGGUUCAGCAACAAUGAGUUGACCAUUGCUUCUACACCGUUGUCUCAGAUGGAUGUGGAAAUAUUGUUCAGUCAAUGGUGCUCAAGCUGCUCAUGAAUAUGAUGAGCUUCCAUCUGUGGUAAUAACAUGACACUAUGUUAUGUUAGGAAUUCAGAACAAGUCAUGUCAGGAAUUGUCAUAUUUGUACAUUUGACAUGGUUGGGCUACUCUAGGAGACGGUUCUGGGGUUUUCUAGCCAGUAUCAAAGGAUGUGGCAUGCACCAUAUAGCAUUUAUCUGUGUGAAAGGCUGAGGUGAGAGAUUUUGUAUGAUGUAUGCUAGAUAACCCUUACCCAUCAGCUAAAUGUAUUGAAACCUAUGAGGGAGACACUUGGGUUGUGUUCAGGUGGGCGAAACGUGCAGAACUUUGAAUUAUAGUAAUGUAUAGAGAUGAAAUUAUUUCCUAUAGAAAAUCAUUGUGUUCUACUCAAUCUAUUUCUCUGAACAUUCUAAAAUGUUGCAACCAGUGAUUUAGUGUAAAAAAAAAAUUAAAACAUUGGUUGGUUGGUUGGUAAACGUUGAUCGCCGCUGUUGCUGAGUAAAGCAACACUCCCUAUACGUUCAAUGCAUUUUCCCACAAAUGGUGGGUAAACGCUCGGGCAAAAUACAAAAACAUGCAUAAAUGACAUUUCCGUGCGUUUACCCUCUACUACACCACUGGUUACAACCGCUGUGCUGACUGGGCGAUCUGCAGGACAGUGGGCCAAUAGAGGUGAAUACUGUUCUCCUGACUCAUGGCCUAUUCUGUAUGUGAAGACAUGUGGUGACCAUCUCGCGCUGAUCACCAUCAGCACAAUCACCAAGUCACCUUUAAAAGAUCCCAAACAUGAACAGGACUGCAGAGGGUGAAUCAUAACUGAUAUGCUUUAAUCCCAUCCUCUCUUUUAGUUUGGGAAUGAUUGAUACUUUUAUGCUUUUAUGGUUUCUUAUUCUGUGUGAUUUCUUUGCCACAAUGCCUUCUUGGUAUGUUCUACAUGACCUGAUAAAACUGACCCACUGUGGCUGCUGCUGACACAUUUACAUAUUCUGAUUAUACUCUUAUUCUACAAGCAUGAAUUUGGAGGGGGAACAGUCACAUGCCUGUCCCACGCAGACAAACGGCCUCCAUCUUUAGUUGAAUCUGAUUGAUUAUUGUGUGCGUGAUGGUGGUAUUUGAAGUUUCCUAUAUCAGAAUAUUCAGUUCUGCUUCCCUAACAGAUUGUUUUUGGUUCCUUUCCUGAGUGAAUUGGACAGUUCUGAAGAUGAUGUCAUUUGCUAGAUGUGUCAGAAUAGAAAAUGUCAUGGUCGAUUAACACCAAGUGAUGCUGGAAUAUGAAUUGCCCCGACAUCAGCUAAUUGCAAAGUUCAUAGGCGGAUGUCUCUACCCCCAGGUCAAGUUGGGGACUGUAGCGAUAACGUCAAGGCUUUGCCUGUUUGUAACACCACAUAAUCCACCUUUUAAUGGAUUAGGCAUAUCAUUGUUUCAUCUGCUUUCUAAUCCAUUUGCUCUCCUUUCUGGUAAAUAGUCCCAUUCUGUUUUGCAAAAGAGGGUAUGAGUGAUUCUGGGGUGGGUGGGUUGAAUUGGGAACUUUUUUCAUCCCUAGACAUCUACAGUAGGUCAUGAGUGGAGCUAAUUGUUCAUCUCUUCUGCGUGUCAUUCUCAAUGUCAAGUCCUUGGUCCCUGGUCUCUAACUAAAAGCUGUGUUGGUGACCAUCAUUUAGUAAUGCUCCAUCACCAGGUCCCUGGUCUCUAACUAAAAGUUGUGUUGGUGACCAUCGUUUAGUAAUGCUCCAUCACCAGGUCCCUGGUCUCUAACUAAAAGUUGUGUUGGUGACCAUCAUUUAGUAAUGCUCCAUCACCAGGUCCCUGGUCUCUAACUAAAAGUUGUGUUGGUGACCAUCGUUUAGUAAUGCUCCAUCACCAGGUCCCUGGUCUCUAACUAAAAGUUGUUGGUGACCAUCAUUUAGUAAUGCUCCAUCUCCAGUGAAUUUCAGCUUGGUUGUGCAUCAUGUGUUUUCUGAAUUAAUUUUGGGCCUCAAUAUGAACCAAACAGUUAUUUCUUUGUGUGUUCUAUCCCAGAUAAAGAGUUGCAUGUAGGCUGGUCCCAGAUCUGUUUGUGUGGUUUGGCCAACACCUAUGGCCAUUGUAAAUGUUGGAAAUGCAGCACAGACCUCUGGGGCCAGGCUAGAUUAUGUACGUUGCCCCAGGCAUUGUUAGUUUGAAGUUGAUGUAUAUGCUAUUAGUACAUGAUCAUUGUCCCAAUCUGUACUCUCUCUAUGCAAAUCACCCACAGACAGUCCAAUUAACUGGUCAUCUGGAACCUGAUGUACCCAGCCAUCCCCCAACCUUACAACCCUCAUGUUCAACCAACCUUCUAGCCAAGUCCACAUUUUAUUACACACCACCCCCAUUUUAUCCUGUUUUCUACCAGUAUAUUUGGGGGUGAAAACAUGGGAUCUUCCACUUUAUCUGGGCACUGAUUUUGAUAAAUAGAUGAUAAAUGCUAGUCAUUAAACAAAGCGCUUGGCCAGUGUAGAAUGUACAGUCCGCCUGGUGUUUCCCAAGCUUUCCCCGUCAUCCCUGCGUAGACUUAGCCUUUACAAACCAUCCUGGUCUGAUCGGCUACACGGAAACAGAAUGCAAGCUUGUGAGAUCAGGAUGAUUCGUACGAGUCUAGUGUAGUUCUAGCCACCCAUUGACUUUCAUUCUAGAGAUGUCAGCUUAAACAGUAUAGUUAAUGGAUAAUGUUAAAUCAUUUAAAUAAACUUUUCACAAAUCUUUCAUGUGUUAUAAAAAAUACAGAUAAAAUCUGUAUUUGGAUUGGUGGGGGAUUGUGAGACUUUAAAUAAUUUCUUGCAGAUGGAUGUUCAUAUGUGUGUGUUUCAUACGAAGGCACCUUGUUACUGUAGUGUCAUACAGUACGAGAGCGGUGUCAUCACCAGUUCCAUUCAAUGUGUUUUAAUGUUGACUGUGAAAUGAGCUUUAGGACAUGUUCGAUUCUCAAGGAAACUGACACGAGGACAUUAUACUGGUGUGACUGAUCCACGUCAUAUUUGCAUCGAUGGUUCUAUAUUUUGCACCGCCUUUUCAGACCAAGGAGAGACCUUUCAUAAUGAAAAGUGACUCUUACCAAAAUGGAUCAUGUAAUUAGCUAUACAGGUGCAAUAAAGUUGUGACUUUGAA